UUUUAACUCUCUCUCUCUCUCCCCAUCAUCCUCAACAUUCAGCGUUUUGUUUCUGCAUCUUCUCUCGUUUUGAUCAUCAAAGAUCUCGAGCGGCAAUGCAGAAGCGAGCGGGCCUCUCGUUUCCGGAAGAAGUUCUGGAGCACGUAUUCUCCUUUAUCCACCUCCACAAUGAUAGGAACUCCGUUUCCCUCGUCUGCAAGUCGUGGUACGAGAUCGAGCGGUGGUGCAGGAGGAGAGUCUUCAUCGGGAACUGCUACGCCGUGAGCCCCGCGACUCUGAUAAGGAGGUUCCCGAAAGUGAGAUCCGUGGAGCUGAAGGGGAAGCCGCACUUCGCUGACUUCAAUUUGGUGCCGGAGGGAUGGGGAUGGUACGUGUAUCCGUGGAUUGAGGCGAUGUCGAAGGCGUACACGUGGCUGGAGGAGAUUAGGCUGAAGAGGAUGGUGGUGAGCGACGAGUGCUUGGAGCUUAUAGCUAAGUCGUUUAAGAAUUUCAAAGUUAUCGUGCUUUCUUCCUGCGAUGGCUUCUCCACCGAUGGCCUCGCUGCUAUCGCCUCCACGUGCAGGAAUCUGAAAGAGCUUGAUUUGCGUGAGAGUGAUGUUGACGACGUUAGCAGCCACUGGCUUAGCCAUUUCCCUGAUACAUACACUUCCCUGGUAUCACUCAACAUCUCUUGCUUAGCCUCCGAUGUAUGUUUCUCUGCUCUGGAGAGGCUGGUGAGUAGGUGUCCCAAUCUCAAGUCUCUCAAGCUUAACCGAGCCGUUCCUCUUGAAAAAUUGGCUACUUUGCUUCGAAGAGCGCCUCAGCUGGAGGAAUUGGGCACCGGUGGCUACACUGCUGAUGUGCGUUCAGAUUUGUUUAAUGAUUUAUAUGUAGCUCUCUCUGGGUGCAAGAAGUUGAAGUGCUUAUCUGGGCUUUGGGAUGCUGCUUCUGCCUAUCUUCCAGCUUUUUAUUCAGUUUGCGGUCGGCUUACGACUUUGAACCUGAGUUAUGCAACUGUCCAGAGCUAUGAUCUUGUCAAGCUUAUUACCCUUUGUCCUAAAUUGCAGCGCCUCUGGGUGCUGGACUAUAUUGAGGAUGCUGGUCUUGAGGUGCUUGCUUCAACCUGCAAGGACCUUAGAGAGCUGAGAGUGUUUCCGUCUGAGCCUUUUGUCAUGGAGCCAAACGUCGCAUUGACGGAACAGGGGCUUGUCUCCGUCUCCGCGGGCUGUCCAAAGCUCGAGUCUGUUCUCUACUUUUGCCGUCAAAUGACCAAUGAUGCGUUGGUAACCAUUGCUAGGAACCGUCCCAACAUGACUCGCUUCCGUUUGUGCAUCAUUGAGCCGAAAGCCCCUGACCAUCUAAUACUAGAGCCACUUGAUGUGGGUUUCGGAGCCAUAGUAGAGCACUGCAAAGAUCUCCGGCGGUUCUCCUUAUCAGGGCUCCUGACCGACAAGGUUUUCGAAUACAUUGGGAAGUAUGCAAAGAAGAUGGAAAUGCUCUCCGUGGCGUUUGCAGGAGACAGUGACUUAGGAAUGCAUCAUGUUUUGUCAGGGUGCGAAAGCCUGAGGAAACUAGAGAUAAGGGACUGCCCGUUUGGAGACAAUGCGCUAUUGGCCAAUGCUUCGAAGCUGGAGACAAUGCGAUCUCUUUGGAUGUCUUCUUGUUCCGUGAGUUUUGGAGCCUGUAAGUUAUUAGGACAGAAGAUGCCAAAGCUCAAUGUGGAAGUCAUCGAUGAGCGGGGUCCACCUGACUCGAGACCUGAGAGCUGCCCUGUUGAGAGAGUGUUUAUAUUCCGAACAGUAGCGGGUCCUCGGUUUGACAUGCCUGACUUCGUCUGGAACAUGGACCAACAGUCAUCAAUGAGUGUUUAACGAAAAACUAAACGAGCUACAUUCUUUCAUUAAAUCCUUGCUCAUCAUCUCCCCAUAUAAAUUGUUCCAGUUUAGGAACAUGGGAGAGAAAGAGGGGUUGGCCUUCAUUAGUUUAUUUCUGGGGCAGCUUCAUAUAACAACCUAACUCAUGAGCAACGAGUAAGAGGAAGAGAGAGGAUCCGAGAGACCUUUAUAUAUGUAUAUAUUGUUGUAUGUUUGUUUGUCUACUUACUGGUUAGGGUAUUAUUUUCUUCAGAGGAUGAUGUUCAGAUAUUUUUGUAAAAGAAAAUAAUGUCAAAAAUGUAACUGCUCUAAUUAUUU
Messenger RNA from Brassica oleracea var. oleracea, 2171 nucleotides. RefSeq names its product protein TRANSPORT INHIBITOR RESPONSE 1-like. The coding region runs from base 96 to 1850 and encodes 584 amino acids. The record is from RefSeq and is a predicted model, not a curated record. NCBI's taxonomy places the organism in Eukaryota, Viridiplantae, Streptophyta, Magnoliopsida, Brassicales, Brassicaceae. Gene Ontology annotation, cellular component: SCF ubiquitin ligase complex. Gene Ontology annotation, biological process: SCF-dependent proteasomal ubiquitin-dependent protein catabolic process. The transcript has 4 exons. Gene Ontology annotation, molecular function: protein binding.